CCACGCCCUCUUCCGUAUGUAAAGUAAACAAUUGCGGACAUACGUGAACAUCAUUUGUUUUUAUUUUCCUCGUUUUUGAUCAGAUUUGAUUGUUUGCAUUCUACGCUAUUUGCCCUCAGUCUGACACCGGAAGGUCGAGGUGUUUAUUUCCACUAAGUUAAAAUGGCUUUCACUCUUUGGACUUUAUUUGAGGCAUCACUGUUGUGCCUGAAUGCUGUUUGCGUUUUACACGAGGAGCGAUUUCUGGCCAAAGUUGGCUGGGGUGCAAAUCAGGUGCACGGAUUUGGAGAGCAACCCUCGGUGAAAUCGCAAGUGCUCAAUUUGAUUAGGUCCAUUCGAACUGUCAUGAGAAUUCCUCUGAUUUUCCUCAACAUACUGACAAUAGUCUUCAAAUUAAUCCUUGGGUAACCCUAGCUUUUAUAAAGCUAGGGCAAAAUUGGAAAUUCUUGGAUAGACUCAAAACACCUGGUCUACUGUAAAUCCGCUUUGAAACAUUUGUUAUUUAUAAAUAAACUUGUAAUUUGUACACUUCAAA
This is a messenger RNA of Neocloeon triangulifer, 535 nucleotides long. Its product is annotated as immediate early response 3-interacting protein 1. NCBI's taxonomy places the organism in Eukaryota, Metazoa, Arthropoda, Insecta, Ephemeroptera, Baetidae. Gene Ontology annotation, biological process: endoplasmic reticulum to Golgi vesicle-mediated transport. The coding region runs from base 163 to 408 and encodes 81 amino acids. The record is from RefSeq and is a predicted model, not a curated record. Gene Ontology annotation, cellular component: endoplasmic reticulum membrane; Golgi membrane; COPII-coated ER to Golgi transport vesicle. The transcript has 3 exons.